GGAUCUUGGGACGUAACACUAUGUAAAAAUAUCUUUAUCUGCCAUUUCUGAAAUCGUCGUUCCACUGUUCACGUGAGAAUAAACGCGACAAGAGAGGACAAACUAUUCUUGAAAAAUAUUGUAUAUUUAAAUAUAUCAGUAGAAAAGAAAGAAAAUCAGAGGAGAAAUGAGUAUUACUGAUCAACAUCAGCACCAGCAAGAGAUUGAAAUGGAGAAAACAGCCAAAAAACGUCAAGCCAACGAUGAUUGCAUGAUGGAGGUAGAGAUAGUUAAUGGAAUAAAGGGAAAAGUAAAACAGCAUUCAGUUAAAAAGAAAGCCAAGAACGUGCAAGGUGGAGAACAAAGAAAGAUAUCAGUACCAGCACACAGAUAUUCGCCUUUGAAGGAAAACUGGAUAAAAAUAUUUACUCCUAUCACUGAACAUUUGAAAUUGCAAGUACGUUUCAAUGUGAAGACUAGAAAUGUAGAAAUUAGAACGGCACCAGAAACACCGGAUAUUUCGUACCUUCAAAAAGCGGCAGACUUCGUAAAAGCAUUCAUCUGUGGAUUCGAAGUGGAGGACGCUUUGGCUUUGUUACGUCUGGAUGAUCUCUUUGUAGAAUCUUUCGAGAUACAAGACGUCAGACAACAAAUGAAAGGGGAUCACCAGUCUAGGGCAAUUGGAAGAUUAGCGGGUAAAGGUGGAAGAACGAAGUUUACCAUUGAGAAUGUAACGAAAACUAGGAUUGUGAUAGCCAAUACCAAGAUACACAUUCUUGGUUCUUACCAGAACAUACAACUAGCUCGUAGGGCGAUAUGUAAUUUAAUCUUAGGCAGUCCUCCUUCCAAGGUUUAUGGACAAUUAAGAAAUAUAGCUAGCAAGAUAUCAGAACGAUUCUAAAUAGAAUACACAUAUUCUAUUUGUACAU
This is a messenger RNA of Acromyrmex echinatior (Panamanian leafcutter ant), 908 nucleotides long. RefSeq names its product RNA-binding protein pno1. The record is from RefSeq and is a predicted model, not a curated record. Gene Ontology annotation, molecular function: RNA binding. Gene Ontology annotation, cellular component: nucleus. Lineage: Eukaryota; Metazoa; Arthropoda; Insecta; Hymenoptera; Formicidae.